This is a messenger RNA of Aphanomyces invadans, 3207 nucleotides long. RefSeq lists its product as hypothetical. Bases 1 to 3207 code for a protein of 1068 amino acids. The record is from RefSeq and is a predicted model, not a curated record. Lineage: Eukaryota; Oomycota; Saprolegniomycetes; Saprolegniales; Verrucalvaceae. Gene Ontology annotation, molecular function: protein binding. The transcript is spliced from 14 exons.
AUGGACAAAGGAAGUCCAGAGUACAAGGAGGCAGUCCGAGAACACGCGCGCACGCUCGGGUUGGACCCGGACAAGGAACCCCAGUACCUCUGGAUUGUCGAGGAGGCGCUGACGGCGCCGGUGCCGGAAGACUGGGAACAAGGCGAGACUGACGACGGCACGAUCUACUACUUCAAUGUGAACACGGAAGAGAGUGUGUGGGAGCAUCCGAUGGACAAGUAUUACAGCGACAUGAUCAACACAAAGCGCGCCGAGGACAAGGCCGCUCUUGACGCGAAGAAGUCGACCGCGGCCGCGUUCAACAGUGCGCCCAAGAGCUCGGCAAAGGCGUCGAACAGUGCUGUCGUCGAGGAGUUUGACAUGGACGACCUUGACGAGCCGAGACCAUUCAAGCCGCUGCCAUCAACCAAGCCAGCGACAACCACAGCUACAACGUCGUCGUCGAAGCCCGCGGGAUUCGGCAAGGACUCCCAGUCGUGGCUCCUGGACGACGACGACGACUUGCAUAUGCCGAGCGCAACCUUAGCUAAACCCAGCCUCGUCAACACGAUCAAGAAGUACGACGAUGCUCCAAAGGCAUCCGUCACUGUAAAGGGGGCGAUGGCCACAUCAACUCCACCCGCUCCGACCAUCGCCCCCGUCCCCGCCACGCCCCCCUUUCAUCCACGGACUGCCACCACGAUCGCUCCCGCUACAGUCGUCGGCUCGUCGUCGACCUUGAAUGCAGCGCAGUCGGAGAAGAUCGAGAAGCUGGAAAAGCAAGUGGCCGCGUUGACGGCAGAGGUGCUCCAGCUUCAGAAAGAUCGCGAGGCGCUGGAAAAGACGGAGCGCCAAGCCAAAGCUGCGUUAACCAACGAAAUUGGCACGCUCCAGCGCGCCAAGGAACAGGCCGAACUCGAAGCGAAAGAGUCCAACUACUUGAAAAUGAAAGUCACCGAGCUCAAGGCAAAAGUAGCGGCAUUGGAAGCGACAAAGGACGGAGACAUGGCCCCCACGAAAGCUGCAACGACAGCGAUUGAGGCGCAGCUAGCUGCCAAAACGCAAGAACUCAAUGCAAAGUGUAUUGAGUUCGAUGCCAAGUGCCACGAACUUGCAGCAAGAGACCACGACCUUGCUCAGCUCCAUGCGAAGCUUGUCCAGCACCAAGCGGACCAUGACCGCAACUUGAAGAAGAAAGACGACGAGUACGCGAUGAAGGCCAAGGAGCAUUCGAUUGAGGUGGAAGAUUUGAAGGAGCAGCUCUUGAUGCGUCAAGCCACCAACAUCACGCUUCAGCACUCGACGGGCGACCUAGAUCGGCUCAAGAAGAAGUGCGCUGAACAAGACGAUGAGCUGCGAGUUGCGCAGACUCAAUUGCACGACCAAACGGCAAUGAUUGCCGACUUGAAAGCGUCGUUGGAAGCCAAGGAGAAAGUUACGACCAGCCACUUGGAGAUUGAAUCGAAGAAGCGCCGAGCGGUCGAGGCCGACUUGGAGGCUGCUCGCGACCAAGUGUCUGCCUUGGAGCGACGCAUGGACGACCACGAACGAGCAAUGCUGCAACAUGCUCGUGAGAAACACGACCUUGAGUUGCGGUGCCAGAGAGUUGUCGACGACCUACACCGCACCAAAGAGCUUCUCGACGAAGCGGUGGGUCGCACCAAGGCCGCCGAAGAGAAGGAACGACAAGCCAUCGACGAAAAACGAGUGGCCGAGCGGGACUUGAAGAUAGUACAUGACAAGCUGCACGAUGCUAUCCAAGAGCGCGACGAUGCAGAAAAAUUGGUCAAGCGACAACACGAGCAGCACGUUCAUGCCCAGUCCAAGAUGCAACUCGACAUGGAGGAGUUGCGACGGGACAAGGAGCGAGGAAGUGCUCAGACAAUCGAGGUGCAAGCAUUGAAAAAGGAAAUUGAGAGCUUGAACAUCGACCUGGCGCGGGUGCGGGACGCCAAGACGGCCGUCGAGUACGACUUGCGCAACCUAAAACAAGCCAUGUCGCUCGAGACGUCGCAGUUGAUGCAAUGCAAAAGCCAAAUCGAGGAGUUCACGCGCAAAGACUUUAUGGAGAAACAACGAUACGAGUUGCUUGGCAACGAAAAGAGCGCCGUCGAGAAAAAGGUCAUGGCGCUCGAAGCCCAAUUGCAAACGAUGCGGUCCGAGAAUCGGACCGAAACAGACAAGCAUUUGUUCCGCAUCCGCGAACUCGAAAGCAUGAAUGCUCGCUACGAGUACGACAUGUCCCGCGCAGAUGAAAAGUUUGCGACAGCAGAAAAGUGGAGACUGAAGGAAAUGAGUCGCGUCGAGCAGCGUGACGCGGACAUCUUGGAUUUGAAGGAAGAAGUUGGGCGGCUGAAGGCAAGGAAUAUCGAGGGCGAGAACCACCACAUCAUCAACGAGCUGCGCACGGCGGCCAAGGUGCUCGAAGCGCAGGUGAAGGAGCUCAAGACGCAGUUGCAAGACGAAGCGACGGCCAAAACCCAGCUAGACAAGCAGUGGGCUCAGGAAAUGGAACUCAUGAAGUCCCAACUGGCCGGGCAGAUUCCCCAACUCGCGGCCGCUGCCACCCAACGCGCCAGCGAUGAGUGGAAGCGACGAUGCAACGACAUGGUGGACAAAAUCAAGGCCGAGUACGAGGACGCAUGGGUGUUGGAGAAGCAACGGUCGAGCCAGCGUGAAUCGACGUGGUACGAUGAAAAGCGCGAAAUGGAGCGACAGAUCAAGACCAGCAUGUCCGAGAAGGACUUUCUCAACAAGGAGAUCUCGCGGCUCGAGGACAACAACAAGCACCUGAUGGAGCAAUUGCACACGAUCCGAGUCUACUUGACGCAGCGGCCCGUCCACUCUGCAGGUCCCGUGUACAACCACGUGCCACCUUCCGUCAACCCUGAAGUCGUGGGGUCGAUGCACCUGCAAAACCAACUCGGCAUUUUGCACGCCCAGUUCCAACAACUCUUUGACCACACGGCACAUGCCGCGGCGCCACCCAAGCACCAUCCAAGACCCCAAUGUGAUCGAGACCAACCAGAGUCCAAGCCUCCAACUUCCAUUUACUCUUCCACCAACACCCAGCAAAUGCUCGAGGAAAAGCAGCAACUUGUCCGGGCAAUGGAGGAUCUGGACACAGGAGCGACCAUGUCGUCCGAUUGGGUGCCUGUCGUCGACACCACGGCCGACGGCAAGAGCUUGUGGUAUCGCAAAGGGUAUUGGAGAUCAAAAUACAGCUAG